UAAAUUCUGAGAUCCCUAGAUGCCAUAUGUUUACAAUGAGGUAGAAAAGUGUCGUAAGCAACAUAACGUGUUGUAUACGGUUUUGUUAUAUUAUAUUAGGGAUUUUUUAUACAAAAUUAAAAAUGGUGAAACUUUGUUGUAUUUGCAAAUUAGAAAGUGGGGUGAUACCAGACAUUUCUUUGCACAGUAUUCCAAGAGAUAAUGAGAGAAGAAAGAAGUGGUUUUUAAGUAUUGGCCGAGAAGUGAGCAAGACAAGCGCUAUUUGCAGUCAGCAUUUUGAAAAAAAAGAUAUUUAUUAUAAAGUUGUUGGAGAAUCUGUGAAACGGUUUCUACGCUCUACUGCAUAUCCAUGCUUAAAAUUACAGUCUCAGUCAAACAGUGAGGAUGUGUUCAGCGAUGAUGAUGAUGAUGAUGAUGAUUUGGAGAAUUAUGAUAUUCAAUCCGUACCAGUAUUGUCAGAUACAACAAACCAAAAUAUUACUGAAGUACCAGUAUCGUCAGAUAUAACAAACCAAAAUAUUACUGAAGUACCUGUAUUGCCAGAUAUAACAAACCAAAAUAUUGCUGAAGUACCAGUAUGGUCAGAUAUAACAAAUCAAAAUAUUACUGAAGUACCAGUAUUAUUAGACAUGACAAGCCAAAAUAUUAUUGAAAAUCUCAACACGUGUACAACUGAAGCCAAUAUUGAUCAUGUAAAUGAUAUUAGUAUGUACAGGCAGGGCUGCCAGAAUGCAGGACUUCUCCUCCCGUGCUCUCCCCAAUACUGUAUGAUGCUGUAUGCUCAAUGUGUUCUCCCCACUUACAUAUGGCAUUAUUAGGCAUGUCUCCAAUGACCAUGAGUAACAUAAGUGGGGGGAAAAAAAUUAAUGGGAGACAACACGGGAAGAGGAGAAGUCUUACAAAUCUAUGGCUUACCUCCUCUAUGUAUAUAAUCUCUAUGGGAUCAACACAACGCACAGCAGAAUAAACGAACAGUGGAAUAAGCACCUAAGCAUUGUGAAGUGUCCGUGCAACGAUGCUCUGUACAAAGUUCUAUAUUAAAUAUAUUUAAAAUGUCAUCCA
Molecule: messenger RNA, 1062 nt
Organism: Ceratina calcarata
Lineage: Eukaryota; Metazoa; Arthropoda; Insecta; Hymenoptera; Apidae
Exons: 3
Coding region: 123-818 (231 amino acids)
Molecular function (GO): sequence-specific DNA binding
Source: RefSeq, a predicted model, not a curated record